This is a messenger RNA of Heterobasidion irregulare TC 32-1, 741 nucleotides long. RefSeq lists its product as uncharacterized. The transcript is spliced from 3 exons. Lineage: Eukaryota; Fungi; Basidiomycota; Agaricomycetes; Russulales; Bondarzewiaceae. The coding region runs from base 1 to 741 and encodes 246 amino acids. The record is from RefSeq and is a predicted model, not a curated record.
AUGGAACGCGAUAUCUUUAUGGAUGGGUAUAUCUCAUAUACAUUUGGUGCCGAGAAAGCGGAUCGGCACUUCCGCAGUCUCCUGAAGGUUCCGACACUAGGCCCCGACGAUGUCGGCUAUAGCGAUGCUCAGUCCCACUUUGAUGUCACUGUUGCUGGACGCUCCUUGGUGCUUGACCUACGCGUGGAUCUGCAGCGAGGGUCCAUUGUCCCGCAAGAAUUCUGGCAGCCAAAAAGCGAGGCCAUCCACAUUCUCCAUGUUUCAAAUGCCACACUGUGCAUGCCAACUUUCUUCAUCCGUCAGGAUGGAUCGAUUGGUGUACCUCUGGCCGAUGCCGUAGAAGGUGACUUGCGGGGCAUACGAGAUGCCGGUACACACGUCAAGCUCGGUGGUCGCGCCAGUAUUCACCUGAGGAUGAAUUGGCCAGGAUAUAGUACCAGGGCCUGGAAAAAGCAGUUCUCGACGAAGGAUGAGACCCAGGCAAGAAAGCCUAUCACUGUGAACAGAUUUGUGGGCCACAUUGGCCGGUCGGUGGAUGCAUUCAUCAAGGCAGCGAGUCUGAUGCCAACUUCAAACCAGCAAUGGAAACUCGGGAAAGACGGAUUUGGACGUGGAGAUAUCAUUCUGAUAGGAGCAGUGCAUGUAUCAGCGGGUAUCUUGAUGCCUAUCCUUCAGGUGAAUCGACAUGUGCUCGAUGUUUCUCUGCCUCCAGAAUUGGAUCGGCUCAUACAGUCCAUGUGA